AUGACUUUGCAACAUGGUUUGCAGCAGCACACAGUUUUAGUUACACAACAUUUUGGACCGCAGCAGCAACAAUCGCAGCAGCAAGGAUCACAACAAGAGCAACAGCAAGGGUCACAACAGCAUGGAUCACAGCAUGAACUACAACACGAACCGCAGCCACAGCCACAACCACAACCGCAACCACAACCACAACCACAUCCACAUCCACAACCACAGCCUGGCAUAUUAAUAGUAAUAAUUUAA
Messenger RNA from Adineta steineri, 243 nucleotides. The record is from the annotation of a GenBank genome assembly. Lineage: Eukaryota; Metazoa; Rotifera; Eurotatoria; Adinetida; Adinetidae.